Messenger RNA from Limanda limanda (common dab), 1065 nucleotides. It is a transcript of the gene lyve1b, whose product is annotated as lymphatic vessel endothelial hyaluronic receptor 1b. Gene Ontology annotation, molecular function: transmembrane signaling receptor activity; hyaluronic acid binding. NCBI's taxonomy places the organism in Eukaryota, Metazoa, Chordata, Actinopteri, Pleuronectiformes, Pleuronectidae. Gene Ontology annotation, biological process: cell adhesion. The record is from RefSeq and is a predicted model, not a curated record. The transcript has 6 exons. Gene Ontology annotation, cellular component: plasma membrane. Bases 51 to 983 code for a protein of 310 amino acids.
UUUUCCUUGUGUGUUUUGCAGCCUCUAUUCUUGCCUCUGAAUCCAAUGUAAUGAGAGCAGCUCCUCACAGUCCCAGAGUUGCCGGGGUCUUCAUGCUCAUCGAAGGAGGAAAGUACACGUUGAACUUCACGUCUGCCAGAGCUGCCUGCUUGUUACUGAACGUAACCAUAGCGACCAAAAACCAAAUGGAGCGAGCGUUGCAGCAAGGACUGGAAAUGUGCAAGUAUGGCUGGAUUGCAGAACAGAUUGGAGCCAUCCCACGGAUUAUAUCUGACACAAACUGUGGACAGGGCAAAACUGGGUUGGUGCUGUGGUGGGCUAGUCCAGAUAAACCGUUCGGUGUUUUCUGCUUCAAUGCCUCAGAUUCAGAGGAAACUCAGAGUACGACAGAAGCCGCGCCCCAAACCUCCACAUCUCCAACCAUGCAGACUUCACCGACUCAAACCCCAACACCUACCACACCUACGGUUAAAUCAACAACCAGGGCUCCAUCUUCAGGAAAGCCCAGAACAACAAAAUCCCCUGAGCAGACAUCUGCUUCUGCUCUCCUGUUCAAGACAACCCGUUCUACUAGGAUGUCCUCCACCUCCACUUCUCUCGAUCCUUUCUCCACCCAUAUUCCUACAUCUCUCUCUCACCUCAUCAGCUCAAAACCAACAGUCGACACUGUUGCUCCGUCUGAGAGCUCUGCAGAAACCUCUCUCGGAGUUGUGCCUACAGCCCUCAUCAUACUUUGCGUCAUUCUCUUACCUCUGGUAGCAGCAGCCACGUGGUACUACAAACGGAACCCAUUUUGUUGUCCGGGGCAGCAGAAAGACGACAUAGAGACAGAGAUGUGGAAGCACACAGACAGUGAAUUGGACCUGCACAGUCAACAUGGAGCAGAGGAAGGUGAUGGAUAUGAAGAACCAGACAGGAAGUUCUCCAGUGAUAUCACGCUGUGUGUGAAUCCAGACAUCAAAAAUCAAAUGAAUGGGCAAUAAUACCCAAAUGUUUAAAAAAAGGUUUUAUACAGACUCGAAGAUGGUUUCUUUGACUUUUCAAUGUGAUUGUAAAUACUAUGCA